This is a messenger RNA of Oncorhynchus mykiss (rainbow trout), 4699 nucleotides long. RefSeq names its product aconitase 1, soluble. The record is from RefSeq and is a predicted model, not a curated record. NCBI's taxonomy places the organism in Eukaryota, Metazoa, Chordata, Actinopteri, Salmoniformes, Salmonidae.
ACUGUCUGUUCAACCUUGGCAGAGAAUCUUCAUUUUUAGGCAAUAGGCUUAUGCUAAUACUUCUAGCCUAUUCCUGUCAAGCACGAUUUGUAGGCUAUUUGGUUGCAUUUUCCUGAGUAUAAAAAGGAUGUUAGAUAGGGAUUGGUAGUGAAUUAGUUCAAACCACAGUUUGAACAAUGCUCAAGUUUUUUCCACUUGUUGAGUGAUUAGCCUAAUUUAAUACGCAGCAGAGGAUAGUAGUAUUCCAGAAAUAUUGUGUUUUGGAACACCGUACUAGGCUAAUUCACAGGUCUGUUAUACCCAGCAUUUAGCUGGAAUCGUACUUCCCUGUCUGUCCGUGCUGAAACUUCCUUGACCUAACAGGUUCUCCCGUAAAAAGAUAAAAAGCAGUAACCCCAGGUGUAUGUGUGAGAGAGGGAGAAAGUCUACAGCUAUGAGUAAUCCUUUUGCACACAUAGUUGAGGCUCUGGACCCAAACAUCCCCGACCACAAGUUCUACAACCUCUCAAAGCUUGGAGACCCCAGAUAUGACCGCCUGCCAUUCUCCAUCCGUGUGCUGCUUGAGUCGGCUGUGAGGAACUGUGAUGGGUUCCUGGUGAAGCGGUCAGACGUGGAGAGCAUCCUGAACUGGAAGCAGACCCAGACUCAAAGCGUAGAGGUGCCAUUCAGACCUGCCAGGGUCAUCCUGCAGGAUUUCACUGGAGUGCCUGCAGUAGUGGACUUUGCUGCGAUGCGCGACGCUGUGAAGAAGCUGGGUGGAGAUCCAGAGAAGAUCAACCCAGUAUGUCCAGCGGACCUUGUCAUUGAUCAUUCCAUCCAGGUGGACUUCAACAGGAAGUCUGACAGCCUCCAGAAAAACCAGGACUUGGAGUUUGACAGAAACAGAGAGCGAUUUGAGUUCUUAAAGUGGGGCUCCAAAGCAUUCCAGAACAUGCGUAUCAUUCCCCCCGGUUCGGGGAUAGUGCACCAGGUCAACCUGGAGUACCUGGCCAGGGUGGUGUUUGACCAGGACGGCUACUACUACCCUGACAGUCUGGUGGGCACCGACUCCCACACCACCAUGAUUGACGGCCUGGGCGUGCUGGGCUGGGGUGUGGGCGGGAUCGAGGCGGAGGCCGUCAUGCUGGGCCAGCCAAUCAGCAUGGUGCUCCCCGAAGUCAUCGGCUACAGGCUACAGGGCACCCCCAACAAGUUCAUCACCUCAACCGACAUCGUCCUCACCGUCACUAAGCACCUGCGCCAGGUCGGCGUCGUGGGGAAGUUUGUGGAGUUCUUCGGGCCAGGUGUGGCACAGCUAUCCAUAGCCGAUCGAGCCACCAUCGCCAACAUGUGCCCAGAGUACGGCGCUACUGCAGCUUUUUUCCCUGUAGACCACAUCAGUCUUCAGUACCUGGAGCAGACAGGGAGAGAUGCUGAGAAGCUGGAUUACAUCACCAGGUAUCUGAAAGCAGUAGCCAUGUUCAGAGACUACAGCAACUCCUCCCAGGACCCUGACUUCACCCAGGUGCAUGAGCUGGACCUGAGCACCGUGGUUCCGUGCUGCAGUGGUCCCAAGAGGCCUCAGGACAGGGUGGCUGUGUCGGACAUGAAGACUGACUUUGAGGCAUGCCUGGCAGCUAAGCAAGGCUUCAAGGGUUUCCAGGUGACUCCGGAGCUUCACCACGUGAAGGUUCCAUUCCAAUACAAUGACAAGGAGUACAGCCUCUCCCACGGCUCAGUGGUCAUUGCUGCCAUCACCAGCUGUACCAACACCAGCAACCCCUCUGUUAUGCUGGGGGCUGGUCUCCUGGCGAAGAAGGCCAUCGAGGCUGGUCUGAGCAUGAAGCCCUACAUCAAGACCAGCCUGUCGCCCGGCAGCGGAGUGGUCACCUACUACCUAAAGGAGAGUGGCGUCAUGGACUACCUCUUCCAGCUCGGGUUUGAAGUGGUGGGUUAUGGCUGCAUGACAUGUAUAGGUAACAGUGGGCCCCUCCCAGAGCCUGUGGUGGAGGCCAUUACUCAGGGAGAUCUAGUAGCCGCUGGGAUCCUAUCAGGUAACAGGAACUUUGAGGGGCGUGUCCACCCCAACACACGAGCCAAUUACCUAGCCUCUCCCCCGCUGGUCAUUGCCUACGCUAUCGCCGGAACCGUGAGGAUUGACUUUGAUACAGAGCCCAUUGCUCUGAACAACAAAGGGAAGGAGGUUUUCCUCAGGGACAUCUGGCCCACACGGGAGGAGAUCCAGGCUGUGGAGAGACAGUUUGUCAUUCCUGCUAUGUUCAAAGAGGUUUAUGAGAAGAUUGAGAAAGUGAAUGAACGCUGGAACGCCCUCAACGCCCCCUCAGACAAGCUGUACACCUGGGACCCCAAGUCCACCUACAUCAAGUCCCCACCCUUCUUCGAUGGACUGACCAAGGAACUACAGACCCCCAAGUCCAUAACUAACGCCUACGUGCUGCUGAACUUCGGUGACUCUGUGACCACAGACCACAUCUCUCCUGCUGGGAACAUCGCCCGAACCAGUCCUGCAGCACGGUACCUGACCAGCAGAGGUUUAAACCCACGUGACUUCAACUCGUACGGAUCACGGCGUGGUAACGAUGCUGUGAUGGCCCGGGGCACGUUCGCCAACAUCCGUCUCUUCAACAAGUUCCUGAACAAGCAGGCUCCGCGCACCCUGCACUUACCUUCUGAUGAAACGCUGGAUGUGUUUGAUGCUGCUGAGCGCUACCAGCAGGCUGGCCUCCCCCUCAUGAUCCUGGCUGGGAAGGAGUAUGGAUCGGGCAGCUCGAGAGACUGGGCCGCUAAAGGUCCCUUCCUCCUGGGAAUCAAGGCGGUGCUGGCAGAGAGCUAUGAGCGAAUCCACCGCAGUAACCUGGUGGGCAUGGGGGUGAUUCCUCUGGAGUACCUGGCUGGGGACACAGCAGACAGCCUGGGGCUGACAGGACGUGAGCGCUACACCGUGGUCAUCCCUGAGCCACUCACACCCAGGAUGAUUGUUGACAUUAAGCUCGACACGGGCAAAACAUUCCAGGUGAGGAUGAGGUUUGACACGGACGUGGAGCUGACGUACUUCCACAACGGAGGCAUCCUGAACUACAUGAUCCGCAAGAUGUCUGAGAACUAGAGAGCACGCCGUUGGGACCAAGUCACGCUGAACACGAAAAUCUUCUGUGUAGAUGGCGAUACAGAACGUGUUGAGUCUCCCUCUCUGUUUCUGUUCGAUUUUAACAUUUGGUUUACAUAAUCUUAUGUGUUUUUAGUGCAUUAAUUGGUUCCAUACUUGAUCCGUUGCAGGUCGGAAUGAUGGAAUGAGUCAAAGUACCCCACAACACAUUUAACACUGGUAUGAUGUACACCUGGGUUCAAAUAGUCUUUGCUUUUUUAAUCAAGCCCAGCUAAAGUGUUUGAAAACAAAUAUUUUAACACAGGUCUCGUAUGAUGUAACCACCCUACCUCUUUGUUGCCAAACCAGUGGUUCACCCACCCUCAUCCCUCCCACCGUCCAUGCUAACAUUAGCUAGCCAUGCACACAAACCUAGUCGGCUGUCAUGUCCAGUUGUUACCAUCGUUGGUUCAAAGCUGCCAGUCAUGGUCAUCUGUUCCGACCAGGGUUGUAUUUGUUGAUUUCAUGUCUUAUUAUAAACUGCUGCUGUGGUGAAGCAGACAUAGGCUGCUUCUGAAAUGGAGCCCUAUUCCCUUCAUAGUUCACUACUUGUGACCAAAAUGUGUGCACUGUAUAGGGAAUAAGGUGUUAAACCCAGACACUGUAAUAGGUUGGCUUCGACUCCUGACAACGAGGGUGUUGUCUUUGUAUUAUGAAAAAGAGACCAGCAUAGUUUAUUAGAAUGCAAUUAGAGUACCUAAGUUGAAUUGCCUUAAAUGGUGAAGUUGACAUUAACCCUCGCCUUUUAUGAGAGGAACAGUAUAUUGUGCGUAUGCCUCGUCUCUUAAAUCCAGCCUCUGUUUUUACUAGAUCACAAAUUUCAGUCUUGUUUGUUUCACAAAUCCACUUUUCUUUCUUAACCUGUUGAUGUUGGCAAUAGGACUUAUGAUUUUGUCACAGUGGGUGGUUGCAACAUUUUAGUACGUUUCCAGAAAUCUCUGUUAGAAUCCACCAACCAGAAUUGUGCAACCCUAUUGGUGAGUGUGGCUGGACUUAAUUCCCAGUUGCCGGUGUGACAGGGAGGCUAGUAAAUCAAAUUAAUAUAAUCAUGAAUUCCAAACUGCAUGAAGUUUCUUAGCUGAAGCGAGAAUUCAUAUUUUCUCUAAGCACUUGGGGUUUAAUGGACCAAAUAGUUUCUAUCAAUAAGAAUGAAGUCCUACUUUGAGAUUCUUUUCAGAAGGUACUUGUUUGUGGUAUGGAUAAAAUGUAUAUUUUUCCCCCCAAGGUUAGCAGAAGGAGUCUGCUACAAGGCCACACCGGGGCUAGUGGUAGUCUUCGUCCUUCCUGUUUUUCUUUCCGCAAAUAACUGGACAUAUCCACCAUAUUGCAGAGUAAGACUACAUUUGUCAAAUUUAAUACACAUUCAUUUGACUUUAGACAGGAAUGUUUUCGAAAAAAAGGAGAGCUGCACAUUAGAACCUCAGAUGCAAGAAGUGAAUAACCACGUUUCGACAGACAAGCUGUCUUCAUCAAAGUAUAUUCUCCGCUAGCCAGCACCUCGCCUAAACAGGUGUGCGGUUCUUUUGCCUCUAAUAAACUUUAACUUCUACAUAA